Osmia bicornis bicornis is the source of this 909-nucleotide messenger RNA. RefSeq names its product jerky protein homolog. The record is from RefSeq and is a predicted model, not a curated record. Lineage: Eukaryota; Metazoa; Arthropoda; Insecta; Hymenoptera; Megachilidae. Gene Ontology annotation, molecular function: DNA binding. Bases 1 to 909 code for a protein of 302 amino acids. The transcript has a single exon. Gene Ontology annotation, cellular component: nucleus.
AUGGCCGAAAUUCAAAAAAAGAAAAGAGUUUUUCUAUCGGUGGAGCAGAAGAUGCAAAUUGCCGAAGAAUUACAGAAGGGAAUUACGGUGAAAGCACUUUGUCGAGAAUAUGGAGUAUCGCAGGAUGUGAUUCAUCGGAUUCGUCGCGACUGUAGACUCCUAUCCAGUUUUGGGACCCGAGGGGGCCGUGUAUUGCAACACAAAAAUCGAAGACGAUCUUCGAUUGAAGAUUUAGAAGAGGGAUUGUAUGCAUGGUUCGUUCAACAACGAGCGAUGGGAAACCCCAUAACAGAUUUGCUGUUGCUGGAAAAGGCCCGCGAAAUAUUGGAUGUGCAGGGAGGAACAUCAUAUGCUGGAAGCAGGGGCUGGUUGUGGAAAUUUAAACAACGCUGUGCGAUCCACUCAGCCCAUGCUCAUGGCGAAAAAGCAAGUGCUGACGAAGAUGGUGCGCGAAAUUUUAUAAAGAUAUUUAAUGAAAAAAUCGAGGAAGAGGAUUUAAAUUUAAAUUUAAUAUUUAAUAUGGACGAAGCAGGCCUUCUAUGGAAAACUAUUCCUUCGAAGAGCCUCAUAACAAAUGCAGAAAGUAAAUUGGAAGGCAGAAAAUUAAAAAAGGAUAGGGUGUCCAUUGGUUUGUGUAGUAAUGCAACUGGUACACAUAAAUUGGCCCCGAUUUUUAUUCAUAAAUUCCAAAAUCCACGAGCUUUGAAAAACUGCGGAAAUUUGCCAGUGGUAUACAAAGCACAGCGUCAAGCGUGGAUGACGCGAGAAAUUUUUAAUUGCUGGUACGAGGAGCAUUUCAAACCUAGCGUAUUAAAAAAAGUUAUAGACAUAAGAUGUUACGCCGAGUUUUACAAUAUGAUCAAGGAAUGCAGGAGUUUUAUCAUAAAUUUAAUAUUAAAGAAUGCAUAA